Messenger RNA from Oppiella nova, 2199 nucleotides. The record is from the annotation of a GenBank genome assembly. NCBI's taxonomy places the organism in Eukaryota, Metazoa, Arthropoda, Arachnida, Sarcoptiformes, Oppiidae.
GAAAGCAAACUCACGUGUAGUUUAAAACUCGUGUUUACUUGACAUUCAUUGCACUGAAUUGGACUCAAUUUGGACUCAAUUUGAUUGCUAUUAAUAUUGGUUUGGAUUAUGAGUUCAGACGUGAGCCACAAGAAGAGGAAGCGCUUCAAGAGAGGCAAACAAAGGAAGUCCAAAGAAGAGUCGACUGAUGGCAGAAGAGAUGGUCACAAAUCAUAUUCAGAUAUCGUUAAAGACAACAAAGACUAUGAAUUGUAUUAUAAAACACAAGACAUUAUCUCAGAGAGUGAGUGGCAAACGUUUAUGUCAUGUCUUCGCGAACCACUUCCCUCUGCCUUUCGACUCACGUCUUACUGCAAGAGUCAGACGAUUGCGUUGAGGAAUAUCAUCGAAAGCGAUGAGUUUAACGGUUCCGUGGGUGACAAGAGUGACACCAUGAAUGGUCUGACGUGCAUCGACUGGUACCCCAACCGGUUCGCCUGGAAUAUCAAUAUAUCGAGGGUUGAGAUCAGAAAAUCUCAAUCCUUUCGGAUUCUCCAGAAUUUCUUGAUUUCGGAAACCGAUUCGGGAUAUAUCAGUAGACAAGAAGCCGUUUCAAUGAUUCCGGCGCUGCUGAUGGACAUAAAACCUGGACAUCGAGUGCUGGACAUGUGUGCGGCUCCGGGAUCUAAAACGGCACAAAUCAUUGAAAUGCUUCACUCAGAAGACGGCAGUUCCGAUGGGGCGGUUGUGGCCAAUGAUGUGGACAACAAGAGGUGUUAUAUGUUAGUCCAUCAGUCGAAGCGUUUGCACAGCUGUUCCACUUUGAUCACAAACCAUGACGCGGGAGGAAUGCCUAACUUCUACGACACUGUGGACGGACAGAGAGUUGUACUGAAGUUUGACCGGAUCCUGUGUGACGUCCCCUGCACUGGCGACGGAACCAUUCGCAAGAACUAUGACGUGUGGAUCAAAUGGAAUGUCGCGAACGGCAAUAACUUUCACGGAAUUCAGUUACGAAUCGCCAAAAGAGGUCUCGAGAUGUUGAAGAAGGACGGCAUUCUGGUGUACUCGACGUGUAGUCUCAAUCCCAUUGAAGACGAGGCGGUGAUCGCAUCGUUGCUUAACUUAAGCGAAGGCGGCGCUCAACUGGAAGACGUGUCCACUGUUUUGCCGAAUUUGAAGUAUAAAAAAGGUUUAGAGAAGUGGAAAGUAAUGACACGAGAAAUGGUUUGCAUUGAGUCUGUGGAUGAGGUCCAAGAGAAAUACAAAUCACAGAUAAGAGAGUCGCUGUUUUCGCCGAAGAAUGCCAAAGAGUUGAAUCUAAACCGAUGUCUAAGAGUUUUACCUCAUCUUCAAAAUACCGGCGGUUUCUUCGUUGCUGUCAUCCGAAAGACUGUGGACUCACUUCCGUGGGAGAGCUCCGCACAAACACCAGCUCCUAAUGAGUCGACAGAAGUGUCGAAACCAGAAGACACUCAGAAAGGAGAUACAUAUCGACAGAAAAAGAAACGAAAGAUUUAUGGCUAUAAAGAGGAUCCGUUCAUAUUUCUAGACAACACUGAUAGCGAUUGGAUUAAAAUAAAAGACUAUUACGGAAUCAACGACUCGUUCCCAUUCGAGCAGUUAGUGCACAGGUGUUCGGUCGGCAAAAAGCGGAACAUCUAUUUCCUGACCGAUGCCGCCAAACGCGUUGUUGUCAACAACCAGAAGGACAUUAAGCUCAUCAAUGGAGGCGUUCGCCUGUUUUCCCGGAGCGACGAUAAAGUGAAUCCAUGCGGCUAUCGGCUAACACAAGAAGGUCUGCCCUCUCUGUUCCCGUAUCUCAAUAAAGAACAUGUCGUCGAAAUCGAGGCAAAGGACGCCAAACAAUUGCUGUCUUCGGAUAACAUGGCGUUAGAUCUGUUCACUGGAAGCGAACGGCUAAAGGAACUAAACUCCGGCUGUUGUGUACUCGUCAUCAAAAGAGAUGCCCAACAAACCAAUGGCUUUCCGUUAACUCUUCCCAUUUGUUGCUGGAAAGGGAAGACAUCAAUGCGCGCCUAUAUCGCCAAAAACGAAAGGAUUCACUUCUUGAGACUUUGUGGUGCAGAUGUCACUGAAACAGACGCCGUCAGAAGUACUGAACGCGAGAGACAUAAAGUCAAGAAUGAAGCAAAUAAUGAAGUAUUAGAUGAGAACCAACCGAUAAAAACUGAGACAAUUGAAAGUCAGACUUGAGAU